GUUAACCAUCCUCCGUGCUGUCGUCAUCAGUGGCAAAAACCAAUUGCGGGACUACCGUUACACUCGCGAGCGUCUCUGGAUUAUAAACGUUUUGUUUAGCUUGAAAUGUUUUGAGCUGGGUUUUGAAUAUCGCACGUAUAACUCAAAUCGUGAAUACUAAUCGUUUGCAAGUCAACGGUCGUUUCUCGUUCUCUUGUCAGGGUUCUUUCAUCAGCUAGCAAGUUUUGCUCCUGUAAGCAAAAUGGCGGACAAUGAAGACGAUAAUAAUUCAGCGAGCAAAUCUGCAGCCGCGAACGUGCAAAACGUCGAAGAGGGUGAAUCUGUGCUGCAGGCUGAGGCGACACAGACCCCCGCGGAAGAUGAAAAUAAUCAAGAAGAAGCGAGUACUGAACCGUGCACCGUGAGCUCGACUGAAGAAGGGGGCGUUGAUCAAGGCCUUGCCGAGUUAAUGCAGAGCGCGUCAGAAAUGGAUGUCAAAGUUGUGGACGGUACUGAAGAGGUGAUCGGACAGCUCGUUGGCGGUGAGAUUAUAACCGAUCAGAAUAUCAUAACGUCUUACGUUCAGACCGCUGCAGAUGAUGGCGUGACGGCUGAAUGCGCCACUGUGAGUGGCGAGGUCUUAAACGCUCUUGCACCAACGACCACAAUAAUUUACGUACAGCCUGACGGUAGCUUUGUGGAGAGCUCUGGGUUAACAGCGGAGGAGCAGCAACAACUAAUCGAGCAAUUAUCGAAGCAACAGUUAGUCCAUGUGGCAGGGAAUGAGGCGGCCGCAAAACCGUCCCCCGCCCCCUCCGUGGAAAUGCAGCAGGUUAUAGUCAGUAAAGCACAGGUGAUCGCACAGGCCGAGCCGGCUGCUGUUCAUACAACGACCCCGAAGAUAUUACAGAAAGAUGUCACGGCGUCACCGACGUCGUACAUUACGUUGGAAGCGAGUAAUCUGCAAUUGGCGACAGCGAUCCAGACGCAGCCCGUGAGUAUCGUGCAGAACGCGUCGCAGCAGCUGCUGAGCGUCGCCAAACAGGUCACGCUGCAACAGGCGCAGAAUGGCGCGCACACGAGCAGCCAGAAGGCAGCUGAGCCCAUCCAAAUUAAAGUGCAGACACCACCAAAGCAAGACAAUAAGCAACUUCAGACAACCCCAAUAGCGAUUUUACAGCCACAAAAUUUGUCAGCCGGUCAGCCACUUGUGAAUGUUUCAACUGUAGGAACACUGAGUAGCCCACAGAUCAUCCACAUUACCCCAGUGCCGGGACAGCAGCAAUAUUUCCUGCAAAACCCAGGUGAUCCUCCUAUUCAGCUUCUCCUUCAGAAAUCAGCUCCUGUGGUCAGCACCAUUUCGGUUCCCAUUGGUCAUAAAGUACCUGUUCCUGCACCUGCCAUCAUCAAAAGUCCUUCAGCCAAGUCUGCAGUUGCUCCUGCCACUAUUACAAAGGUCCUUACACCACCUACAAAAGUUCUAUCCACUACGGCCAAGGUUGUAACACCAAACAAAUAUGUAACCGUGGUUACAAAGACUUCAACUCCAGCCGUUGAAAAGGAAACACCUCGAGAUAAGAAUCGCCAGAAGAAGCCUCUAAAAAUCAAAACCCGCUCUGGUCGGGUGUCCAGACCACCUAAGCACAAGGUCAAAGACUACAAGUUUAUUAAGAAUGAGGACUUGGCAGAAAGCCAUCAGUCAGAUUCUGAUGACUACUCCGAGAUAAGUGUGGAGGAUGAGGAUGGAGAGGAAGGCAGGAAGAAGACUUCAGAUGUCACUCUCAACUUCCGUGACAAAGCCUUUAAAUGUGAAACAUGUGAGAAAGCCUACAUUGGUGUUGCUGGUUUGAAUAGACACUAUAAGCUAAAUCCCACACAUGACAAGAACAAGACUUACCCUCAAGCAGAAGAUUAUUCUAAAACUAAAGAGAAACGAUCUGAAGUGACUGAUACCGGUCAUGCAAAAUCACUCAGUACUCAAAAAGUACAAGAGACUGCAAAGGUAGAAGUCAGGAGACCUGGGAGGCCCAGGGGUCCAGGACGACCUUGUCUUCCUAGGAGGGUUGGACGGCCACCAAAGAGAGGAAGACCGGGACGGCCACCUAAGUACCCCAGAGGAAUGACCUUGGAGCAGCAAGCACAAAGACAGAGAAAUCAACUGAAAGAAUUUAUAAAAAAGUUUGAUGAUGAAGACCUUAUGGAGAUUGUUCUUCCACGUCUGGCCAGAGUCAUGACUGUAUGGGAAUUUGUGAUGAUGAAGGUGGAGAAGGGGUAUCCGUCAAAGCAACAGUUCCCAAGUGUGUAUCGUGAAUUUGAGCAACUACACAGCCAGGUGAAGAAGAUGGCUCUUGAAUAUUUGCAUACUUCACCAGCCUCCCGGCCAGCUAUAGAGGUCAACAACAUGGGAGUUUUACAAUCUCUUGGUAUAACAGACCCCAAUGCGCUGAAACUCCUAAAUUCCUCUGAAGGACAACAGAGUCCAAUGACAAAUCAGGCCACCAAGAGCCUACGAAAUAUUGAGAAUUCCAAAAUGUUGCCUCCUGCAAAAAGGUUCAAAAUGGAAAACUGCAAUGAAGAAACAAAUGGCUAUCAAGUUAAUCAGAACGGCAUCCUGAAUGAUGAGACGGCUGCAGUACUCCGAAAGCCUCAGGUGGUGUUGACCAGACUGGAGAACCUGAAUUGUGUAGAUCUAACUGCUGAUAACGUUAUACAGAGUACUGAAAGUGCUGCUCUACCAAGGACAGAGGAAGAGCCAAUGGAAACGGAAGUGGCUUCUUCUGAAUCUGAUGCUUCAAAAACCGCAGAAGACCCUGAUCCUGAUAUCUCCAAGGUCCUGAACAGCACCGCAGCUGUCGAUGUUGUAGAUCAGAUGGAACAAUUGGAACAAGCUCUGAGCACAGAUGUAGAAUUUAAGACCUCCCAAGAACCCACCCAGCAAGAGGAUCAAGAUAGCCAGAGUAGUGUUCUUGAAGAUCCCAUGGUCAGCGAUGUGAUCCAGUCUGUAGUUCAGGAAGAAUCACCAGUUAUGAUCCAGACAGCAGAGGGGCUUGUUAUGCAGAGUGCAGAAGAGUUAGCUGCCAAAGGCAUUGUGAUCGUCAAUGGGCCUGAUGGCACCAUGAUGCAUAUUGAGGCACCUGAAGGAGUCCCUUUAGAGACCGUUCAUGCUCUGCUUGGCAUUGAAACGGAAAGAAAGACUUGAUGGAUUAACAUUUUGUUUUUCCGUUCAUUAUUCACACCAAACAUACGUUCUCUCCAUGUAACGGUGUUGUUUUUCCAUGAAAUUUUUUUAUUGCAUUCUUUGUAAAUUUGUAUAAAAAAAACAGUAUUAUACAUUAGUGUUUUUUCUUCUGUUUAUACAAACAAGUCAAUGUUCUUUUUGAAUUUUAGACUAUGUCUGGCAAGUUUUUUUUUUCCCCAAAACUACAUAGCAGUGUUACUGGUGUUAAAUUCAUAACACAGUACAUUUCAAGGGAAAAGUGACUGUAUGUUGAGAAACACUAAAUUGCUGAGGGUAUCCACUGUUUUUUUUGUAGUGUUAAAUUGCACGUUCUUUCACAACAUGCACAGUCUGUUGCUUGGAAGGGAAAAAAAACCUUUGCCAAAAUUAAGUUAUGGACUUCAGCAAAGUUCAGUAAUGGAAACACUUCAGAAGAUUUUUGUGAUACUGUGUUCACUUAGUUGGUCAUUUAGUGGAGUCUGGAAAUAACAUUUCCUUCAUGUUAGAAACUCAAGCUGUAGUUACAAUACAGUUUAAAUUGGUACCCUAUGUUAUAUUUUUUUUUAUUCAAUUAAUAUUUAUCUGGACACACUGAAAAUGAUUAUUCGUCUAAUUCCUCAGAUGUGUGGCCCAAAACACUGUAUUUAGAGAUGUUUUAAACAUAACAAGAAAAAUAUUGCUGUUUUGAAAACCAGCCAGCCCAAACUCUGAAAAAUGGCUCUAGAUUUGUAAAGCAAAAAGAGACUUAAGGUGCUUAUAAUUUGCAGCCUCAGAGAUGUUCCAUUGUUUAUGUUAUUUAGUAGUUUGUCAAGUGCAAAGUAAUUUGAAAAGUUGCACUAUUUUAUUACUUUUUAUAUAAUCUCUGGUUUACGGUGUUUUUUCAAAGCAUCUCAGCAUUUUUAAUACAAAGGGACAUGUUCAAAUAUGACAUUAAAACUUUUGUGAGUGA
Messenger RNA from Xyrauchen texanus (razorback sucker), 4145 nucleotides. RefSeq lists its product as uncharacterized. The transcript is spliced from 7 exons. The record is from RefSeq and is a predicted model, not a curated record. Bases 242 to 3178 code for a protein of 978 amino acids. Lineage: Eukaryota; Metazoa; Chordata; Actinopteri; Cypriniformes; Catostomidae.